AUGCUGCAAACCUUCAUCUCAUAUUUGACAGAGCUGAAGGGUACAAGAAGAAGACUUCAGGGAAAAAAGUUGAUUGUAGCAGUUGAUGACGAUGGUUACUUUACAGACAAGGUGUCUCAUUUUUGUGGGCGAUAUGUCAAGGAUGCCGAUAAAGACAUUAUCAAUGAUGUGAAGACCGCCUUCGAAUUUUCCACCAGAUGUUCAACCUACAACCGCAAAACUUCCACCGAACGAAAGAGAAUCUCCAAAAAAAGAAUUAGCAAAGAAUCCCUUUGUUUGUCAGGUGAUACAUGUGGUUUGACGGAUAAAUAUAUUUGUGGGAUAACCUAUAUCAUCAAUAGAUGCACCUUGGUAAUGUUUGCUUAA
Papaver somniferum (opium poppy) is the source of this 366-nucleotide messenger RNA. RefSeq lists its product as uncharacterized. The transcript is spliced from 5 exons. The record is from RefSeq and is a predicted model, not a curated record. The coding region runs from base 1 to 366 and encodes 121 amino acids. Gene Ontology annotation, biological process: tRNA aminoacylation for protein translation. NCBI's taxonomy places the organism in Eukaryota, Viridiplantae, Streptophyta, Magnoliopsida, Ranunculales, Papaveraceae. Gene Ontology annotation, molecular function: aminoacyl-tRNA deacylase activity.